AUGGAGGGCAACGGCGCCAGCACGUCGACGGAAAGAGCAGGACGGUUUAUGAGGAUUGCCCCUCGUUUGUGGAGCGAUACCCCUCAUGGCGCCGUUCACCGUGCGGUGGAGGCGCAGCCCCAACCAGUGUGGCGCCAGCUGUGGCAGCGAGCUUUGGCGAACGGCGCACUGCGGCCGGGCCCGUCCUGUGUCGUAGCGGAUACGUCGGAGCAAGAGGUAAGCGCACAGGGAAAAGAAGGCGCUAUUAUUGUGGCUGCGUUUGUACUCAGCAUCCCAUUCAUUGAAUGCCCGUGCGCCGGAAAAGAAGAGGCCGUAGAGAGCAGCGCGGACGUGUCCAUGCGGCGCUACGUGUGUGUCUCGCUUGGAUCAGGCUCCCGGUGCCUUGCGGCUCAAGAUGCGCCCGCGUCUGAUGACGGCGAGAAAGUGAGGCGACUUUUCGAACUGCGUGACGGCCAUGCCGAGGUGAUGGCGCGUCGUGGGUUUGUCGCGUUUCUGCUUGAGAUGGCCGACGCGAGCGCACGCUGCACGGGCGGCGCGUACGCUGACCUUUUUCUACGCCGAUGUGGCGGGGACGGCAAUGUAGCUACCGUGGCCGGUGUUUCGAGCUGCCCGAAGUGGGAGCUGCGAGAGACGGUCGCAGUGCACCUCGUCUGCACUAGGUGGAUGUGCGGCUCUCUGGCUGCCGUGGCGGGAAGCUCAGGCCGUAGCGGGCACCUGCUACUGCAGGCCGCCUGUGGCUGCUGGGUCGACUCCACCGUGCAGGUGGAAGCUUUAGCAAAGGAGGGGGAGCGUGCCUCUUCCACUGUCACGCAUGUUGGUCGCCACGUUCUGGCUACUCACUACUCAUCGCUCAACGGGGCCACGCAGCUCUUGCAUGCUGCGCGCGUGAAGCCCGGCAAAGGACUUGCAAACCUCUCGAUGUCGUGCACCGAUAAAGUGUGGCGGUGGUGUGUGCUGGGUGUGCAGGGUCGUCGCCGAGCUUCUCUUUUCCCUGUACCGAUGCGACUGGCUUCGAUACACGUUCUGCAUACCUCGUUUUCGGACUUGGGGGGCUUGCAGACAGCGGUGAACAAUGCGGCGGCCACGUUUCAGUGGCGAAAUCGCAGGUGGUGGUCUCACGGAGAGAGAGAGGUGGCGUUGCCGCAGGCACCAAAGUUUUCCUUCUUUAGCGGCGCCGAGUUUGCCGCUACACGUCCGAUGACAGCCGCGAAGUCGCACGAUGUCGGUGUCUCCAAUGACAGCGGCUACUCGCGUAGUCGAUGGCUGUGCGUCAGUUCUUUGGUGGGUGACCGAAAGCGUAGUCGUGACGAGGAGGCGGAGGCGUCGGCUUUCGGCAGUGUUACGUGCAGCUGGCCGUAUCCCCUUACUGCAGGCGACCAUAGCUGCUCUCUCGUCCUUAACACGAAGGCUGGGCUCCCCCAGGGAAUGACAGGGCGUGCGCUAGUGCGACGCUGCAGCACAUUGUCGGAGAUACCAUGGCAGCAGUGUCCCCUCUCCCGUCCAUGGAUGAACCAUCGUGUACAGCUGCUACUGGGGCUCGGCAAAGAAAAUGCGCUGGUCUGCCCCUCCAUGGCGACGAAUGUGGCUUCGGCAUCGUAUGCACCGGCUUCGAUUUACGAACGUAGCUCUCCCACGAUCACGGAUGACACCGAUCUUUCCAUGAGCCAGCGGGUACAUCGGUACCACCUGCAGCGCUCGGGCACUGACGGGGACUCCAUACGACUUCUCUGGGCAUCAUCACAGAUCAAUUUUGAUCAUCUACUCGAAGCCGCUGAGAGCUGCAAAGGUACGCCAUGA
Leishmania braziliensis MHOM/BR/75/M2904 is the source of this 1797-nucleotide messenger RNA. Its product is annotated as adenosine deaminase-like protein. Lineage: Eukaryota; Euglenozoa; Kinetoplastea; Trypanosomatida; Trypanosomatidae. Gene Ontology annotation, biological process: RNA processing. The transcript has a single exon. Bases 1 to 1797 code for a protein of 598 amino acids. Gene Ontology annotation, molecular function: adenosine deaminase activity; RNA binding. The record is from RefSeq and is a predicted model, not a curated record.